UCAGGGAGGGCUGCCUCUCAUCUCGCCGCUGUCACCACCAUCCUUCACUCUCCCUCCUCUGCUCCUCUCCUCCUCUGCUGCCAUGGAGCUCCAGCAGGCUGAAUCACAACGGCGUCUGCAGACAGGGCUGAGCAGGUAGAUGUGUGUGUGGUGCUCCGUUGGGCUACAAUGGAGUGUCUGAGGAGGUGGACGUCGGGCUCUGCUGUGGUGUUCUUUCACACAUUGGCCUUGUCCUGGACGGGUGCGAUUGAGCCCGCCCCCAAAAUUGACGGAUGGCACCGGGCGGCUUUGACACUGCAGGAGAACAUGACGCACAAGUUCAACUGCCAAUCAGACGGCUGGGAUCCUCGUGCCCCUCCCUUGCUGACCUGGUACCUGAACGGGGAGCCGCAGAGAGAGCCGUCCCCGCACCACGGGCGUCUGGUGAUGACAUCAAAAGAAGACUCUGAGGUCAUGAGACCGGGGACCAAUCACAACAGCACCUUCUCUCUGCGGGCCAGAAAGUGGGACAGGGAGUUGGUGUGUGUUGCAUCAAACCCCAGGACGGGAGAAAGCUACAACGCCUCCGUCACACUCAACGUCCAGUUCCAGCCAGAGAUCCUCAGGGUGAACGCUCAGUACAGUGAAACCUCAGACCCCGGCCUCUCCCUGGUCCUCUUCGCCUUGGUGCGGUCCAACCCGCCUGCCACUAUCACCUUCGUGGACCAGUCUGGGCAGCUGGUGGCCAACACUUCUGACUUCCUCAUCCUGGACUCGCGGAGCUACCCGUGGCUGACCAAUCACUCGCUGAGGGUCACACUCAGUAGCCUAUCAGGGAACAUCUCGCUUAACGUGAGCAACAGCGUGGGAACGGUGCAGAACAACCUCACGCUGGCAGGUCCUGCAUAUCAUCCACGCAGUGACUCAGCCAAUCUGAAGACGGAGAAGGUGGAUAAGACCCACAUCCCCAGAGAGAACAUGUCUCUGCCUUCCAACAUGCAGCUCCACGACCUCAGCACUCUGAGGAAAGCCCGAGAGGCCGCCCAGCAGAACAGCGUGGGAGAGCAGAAGAAAGAGGAAGAGGAGGAGGAAGAUCUGUCUUUAGCCUACGCCGCCAGAGGUUUUGCCAGAUAUCCGAUGGUGGGCUACAUCUACAAGGUGAACAGCACAAGCAGCGAGGAGAUCUGGCUCUGACGGACCUCGGAGCAACAGACUGUACGUGCAUGCAUAACUCAGACAUUCAACCAAUCAUCGUUCACCUUCGAGCUGGAUGAAGAGGAUCCACUUGUUGUUGGAGAUCUUGUCUGUUUCUGGAUCAACAAACCUCUGCUCCUCCGACUCAGACGUGAUCCACAACACAAAGCCGUCAGUGUUUUUGUCAUCAAGUCAAUCCGGUAUUUACACUGCUGACGCAAAGUACGAACUCCAAGUUAGAAUGCUCAUAUUCAGUCCGUUUUGAGUUAAGACCUCCCGUACCCACAUGACGUCUCCUCCCUGUGGCAUUAUUGGAAUGCAUUAAUCGUUCUAUGCUAACGCCAGAAUGUUAACGUGAGAUUUUACAUUUUGACCAGUGAUAUCCGGUGAAGACGGUGCAUAACUAAUAGAAUGUGUAAUUGUUUAUGGACAUGCGACGUGUCAUGUACUGUAUAUUUGUAUGCAUAUGUAUAUGUGUAUAAAAGAGGACGUCUAAUAAAGAUAAUAUGGGGAUUGUAUGGAAGUGA
Molecule: messenger RNA, 1700 nt
Organism: Stegastes partitus (bicolor damselfish)
Lineage: Eukaryota; Metazoa; Chordata; Actinopteri; Pomacentridae
Gene: tmem25
Product: transmembrane protein 25
Exons: 7
Coding region: 169-1173 (334 amino acids)
Biological process (GO): negative regulation of excitatory postsynaptic potential
Source: RefSeq, a predicted model, not a curated record